Molecule: messenger RNA, 1044 nt
Organism: Centruroides sculpturatus (bark scorpion)
Lineage: Eukaryota; Metazoa; Arthropoda; Arachnida; Scorpiones; Buthidae
Exons: 9
Coding region: 371-925 (184 amino acids)
Molecular function (GO): RNA binding
Source: RefSeq, a predicted model, not a curated record
UUCAAUUGAUUAAAAGAUGUUUUUUGAUUCUUUCGAUUAUUAACCAUUGCUUCAAUCUUUGGAGGCGAGAUCGGAUGGACGUGCGGGAUUCGUGAAUCCAAAUAAUUUGGAUCAUUUUAAAUUUCGAGGAAAGAAAAACGGCCUCUUGGAGCAGGAUGAACCCGCACAAAGUGAAUUUGGCAAGUCCAUAUUGGAAAAUCAUAUCAAUCCUACUUAUAAACAAACUUUGGAGAAAAUUCGGCCAUAUUAACAGAUUUCGUGCGAUCGCUUUAACAGGAAAGACUAUGAAAAACGAAAGGGUCAGGAAAUAGCAAAAAUAAAGGAACAGAAAGAAAAGAAGCAGAAACAAAAAGAAGCACUGCAGAAUGAAAUGGAAGAACUACAGAACGAGAUGGAAGAAGAAAAGAAUAUAAAAGGAUGUCUUUUAAAACUAACCGGAGUAACUAAAGAGCUAGAUUGGGCAAAAAUAAAGGAAUUCUUCCGUCCAUUUUCGUCUUUGGCAUACGUCGAGAUUAAAGAAGAUAAAGGCGAAGCCAUUUUAAGAUUUACUAGUGAAGGGGAUGCUAAAGUGGCUCUUGAAAAGGCCAUUGCAAUGAGGGAGGACAAGAAAUUGAUUAUCAAUAAUGUGGAAGUGGAAGGCAUAGUUUUAGAAGGUAAAGAAGAAAAUGAACACUGGCGAUCAGUUCGAAACUCCAGAAAUGCAAAAUAUAAGAAGAAAAAUCAAAAAGGGUAUUUAGGAAAGAAAUCUAAAUUUGGCAAACAAAACAGAGAUUUUAAAAAGGAGAAUGUCAAAGAGAAUCAAGAUGCUGAAGUGAAAAAUACUGAAGAGAAUGAAGGUUCCAAAAAUGAAAAUAGUCAGAAACAUAAACUUGAAAAGGACGAUGGUGACGAGUCUUCUCCGAAGAAACAAAAAGCAGAAGGAUAAAUUUUGUACAGAAUAUACCAUAUAAUGGUGUCAUGCAACAUUUCUGUUUCUUAUGUGUUAUGUCAUGUAAUUUAUAUACAUAUAUUUUUUUCUAAUAAACGUCAAACUUGUAUGAAUUA